Molecule: messenger RNA, 2716 nt
Organism: Camellia sinensis
Lineage: Eukaryota; Viridiplantae; Streptophyta; Magnoliopsida; Ericales; Theaceae
Product: neutral ceramidase 2
Biological process (GO): long-chain fatty acid biosynthetic process; sphingosine biosynthetic process; ceramide catabolic process
Cellular component (GO): extracellular region
Molecular function (GO): N-acylsphingosine amidohydrolase activity
Source: RefSeq, a predicted model, not a curated record
UCGAAGCCCAUGGAAAGACAAGGUACAAACAAACUAUCAGUCUUCCAAUUUGUUAUUCUUCUACCUGACUCCAUCCCCUGAGAAGCGUCGUUGAGGUCUCCCCCACUCUCUCUCGCUAACACACACGCACACAUUUUCUCUCUCAUCACUUCGGAAAAUGAAUUGAUUUAGCAGAGGCAAUAGCGAUCGGAUUCAAUAAAUUUUGCGUUCAUUUGUAUCAGUAUUACAGUGUUAAAGGAAAAUAAGAGCUCAUUGGUGGAGCAGUGAUGGAGAUCUUUUCGGCUUGGAAACUCACUUUCCAGAAACCAUGUGCUAUCAUGUGGUUUUGGAUUUUGCUGCUACUCUUGCUACAAAAUAGCAGAGGGAUACUCUCUGCUUCAAAUUACUUGGUUGGGCUUGGAAGCUAUGACAUUACAGGACCUGCAGCUGAUGUCAAUAUGAUGGGAUAUGCUAACUCUGACCAGACUGCAUCAGGUGUUCACUUCAGGUUGCGAGCACGGGCAUUUAUUGUGGCAGAGCCACAAGGUAACCGUGUAGUAUUUGUAAACCUUGAUGCUUGCAUGGCUUCUCAACUUGUGACAAUUAAAGUGCUUGAGAGGUUGAAAACAAGAUAUGGGAACCUAUAUACUGAAAACAAUGUUGCUAUUAGUGGUAUUCACACCCACGCUGGGCCUGGGGGUUAUCUACAAUAUGUUGUGUACAUCGUAACAUCUCUUGGGUUUGUGCGCCAGUCAUUUGAUGUUAUUGUUAAUGGCAUUGAGGAAAGCAUCAUACAAGCUCAUGAAAAUCUCCGGCCGGGAUCAAUUAUGGUGAAUAAAGGAGAACUUCAAGAUGCUGGUGUAAACCGCAGCCCUAGUGCUUAUCUAAAUAAUCCUGCAGCAGAACGUAGUAAAUACAAGUUUAAUGUUGACAAGGAAAUGACCCUUCUAAAGUUUGUGGAUGAUGAAUGGGGCCCAGUUGGUAGCUUUAAUUGGUUUGCAACUCAUGGAACUUCUAUGAGUCGCACAAACUCGUUGAUAAGUGGGGACAACAAAGGAGCUGCUGCACGAUUUAUGGAAGACUGGUUUAAUAAGAAUGCCAGUGAAAUUUUAUAUUCUGAAAACUCUGAAGCCGAUGAAAUCUCUCUAAGAGUCCCAAACAUAAUUCCUGUUGCUCCCAAAAAUCACCAUGAGUUGCUGGAGCUUGCUGCCUCUUUCCAAUCGCCUUCUGGUAAACGAGCGACCAAGUUUCUGAGUAUUGCUAGACGUGUCAGAAGUGCUCUCAGGCAGGCUGAUAAGCCUGGAUUUGUAUCUGCAUUUUGUCAGUCAAACUGUGGUGAUGUUAGUCCAAAUGUGCUUGGUGCAUUCUGCAAUGAUACUGGGCUACCUUGUGAUUUUAACCACAGCACUUGUGGUGGAAAGAAUGAGUUGUGCUAUGGCCGAGGACCAGGUUACCCAGAUGAAUUCGAGAGUACACGUAUAAUUGGAGAUAGGCAACUCCAAAAAGCUAUACAUCUUUUCAACACAGCAUCUGAACAGCUGAAAGGGAAGGUUGACUAUCGUCACACUUACGUGGACUUCUCCAAGCUUGAGGUGACACUUCCUAAACAGGGAGGAGGUAGUGAAGUGGUUAAAACAUGCCCUGCUGCUAUGGGUUUUGCGUUUGCAGCGGGUACAACUGAUGGACCUGGAGCUUUUGAUUUUAAGCAAGGAGAUGAUAAGGGAAAUCCUUUUUGGAAGUUGGUUCGCAACUUAAUUAAAACACCAGGCAAGGAGCAAAAAAAUUGUCAAUAUCCAAAGCCUAUUUUGCUUGACACUGGUGAAAUGCAGUUGCCAUAUGCUUGGGCGCCUUCGGUACUCCCAAUUCAAAUCCUCCGGAUAGGGCAGCUAGUCAUUCUCACUGUACCUGGAGAAUUCACUACAAUGGCUGGAAGACGUCUUCGAGAUGCUGUGAGGACAGUGCUCAUUAGUGGAGGUGGAGAAUUCAAUGGCAAUGUUCAUGUUGUGAUAGCUGGGUUGACUAACACAUAUUCACAAUAUGUGACUACCAUUGAGGAGUAUGAAGUCCAAAGAUAUGAGGGUGCCUCCACGCUAUUUGGUCCCCACACUCUUAGUGCAUACAUUCAGGAGUUCCAGAAGCUUGCGACAGCUCUAGUCAAUGGUCAAUCCAUUGAAUCGGGCCCACAACCCCCUGAUCUGCUGAACAAGCAAAUUAGCUUACUAACUCCAGUUGUCAUGGAUUCGACCCCUCCCGGUGUGAAAUUUGGGGAUGUCAGCUCUGAUGUCCCUCAAAACUCCACCUUCAAGAGAGGUGACAUGGUGACAGUUGUUUUCUGGUCAGGUUGCCCCAGAAAUGACCUCAUGACGGAAGGGACAUUUGCUCUGGUGGAGACUCUCCAUGGAAAAGACUCUUGGGUUCCAGCUUACGAUGAUGAUGAUUUCUGCCUCCGGUUCAAGUGGGCCAGACCAGCUAAACUCAGCCCACAAAGUCAAGCAACUAUAGAAUGGAGAAUCCCAGAGUACGCUGCUCUGGGAGUGUACAGAAUAAGGCAUUUUGGUGCAUCCAAGGGUCUUAUGAGCUCAAUUCACCAUUUUACAGGUUCAUCUAGUGCAUUUGUUGUUGCAUAAGAAAGAUUUUGAUAUUUCUCCGUAUUCUGAGCCAUUUCCAUGUAAGUUAUAGACAGUUCCAUAGUUGGGAGUAUUUAUAAUGAAUGGUUUACUUUUCUUUUCCCACUUUA